AUGAAAACGCCUCCUCCCGACAAAAACGAAGCUAUAAAAUCUAAAGAUCCUGCGCCCGAACCAGCAGCACACAGUGAGCAAGGCUUUGAUCAAGGCUCACUUGAAGAAAACUCAGAGAGAGGAUCACGUAGAGUUCUUAGAAUAGUGUCUAGUAAGACAGAAGAUAAGAAUUCUAAUACUAAUAGAGUUACGAAAGUUUCUAGCCCAACAUCAAAUCAACUGUUAACUAAAACACAAAAGAAUAAUCUUGCGAAGAAAGCAAAGAAACGAGAGGAGAAAAAAUUGAGGGAUGAAAUUCAAGCAGAACGACUACGACAACAUAGGCGAUCUUUGGGUACAGAAAGAGUUAACGAAUUAUAUAAAAAUGACAAACCAAAGUCGUCCGUGAACCCGCGAAAUGCCAACACAAUUAUACCUACUGUUUCGUUAAAUGAAGCCGGCGCGUUAGUGUGGAAUUAG
Paraglomus brasilianum is the source of this 459-nucleotide messenger RNA. NCBI's taxonomy places the organism in Eukaryota, Fungi, Glomeromycota, Glomeromycetes, Paraglomerales, Paraglomeraceae. The record is from the annotation of a GenBank genome assembly.